GACCACAAAAUACAGAGCAGUAAGAUUGAUUUCCCAGUUGCAUUCUCAUAUCUCUCUCUCUCUCUCUCUCUCUCUCUCUCUCUCUUAACUACACAGCGAGAUCGAGCAAAAAAGAUAGAAGAUAAAUCCAAUGGAGUAUGAGAGGAUUGACAAAGUUCAGAUGGGCAUAAUUUCCCCUAGUAAGUUGAGGCUGAAACUAAUAGGAUCUUCACAUCAGAAGAAGAAGGAUGGAACAAAUAAUAAUUCAUCAAGAACAUCUCCAGCUAGGCUUGAUGAUGAUGCAGAGUUCUUGAAAAACAAUUUGUUAGCUACCAAAAAUGGAGAUUUUGACAAUGAGGGUGGCUCAAAAGAUUCUAGUGAACCUUCUGUUCACUCUGUAGCUCCCAGCAUAAAUUCAUCCUCUGUAAAAGCAUAUGGAGAGGGAAUGUCAAAUUCUGGCCAUGGUUAUCAGACUGGUUCUAGGCAGAAGGAUAUACUGUCAAAGGAAAUUGGGGAUAUGGGUCAUAUGAAAAUUCAGCAUUUAUCAAAGGGUAUUAGCGGGAACUUCAGCACAGUUCACCCAGUGAAAUCUCAAGAAGAAGAUAGUCCUGAUCAUGAGAAUAAUUCUAAUUCAUCUAACUUUGAGUUUCAUAAAGGUGAGAAGUCCUUACAUAAUCCCAUGGUGAGACCCUUCUCUCGAUCAAUACCUUCUAAGUGGAAUGAUGCAGAGAAAUGGUUGGUGAAUAAGCAACCAUUACACACUAAUCAUUCUAAGAAGAUGAUUUUGCAAAGCCAAGUGAACCGGAAAACGACAGCAAACUUGGGGAAGGUUGUCCCUGAAUUCAACAAUUCUGAACAAAAGGCAUCUGUUAUUCCAGUGGUGGAUAGUAAGCAGAUUGAUUCCCAUCAUUCUGCCUCACAAGCAGCUCCAGCCAAUGCAGCAAUUGAUCUUUGUCCCCUCGGCAAAGAUGAGAAGGAAAUGAAUAGAAAAGAAUUAUCUGAUCCAUGGCAGUUUACCACAAAUACAACAGAUAUUCCUAAUAUAAGGUCAGUGGCAAUGAGAGACAUGGGAACAGAAAUGACACCUGUUACAAGCCAAGAGCCGUCAAGGACCACAACUCCUGUAGGAGCAACCACUCCCCUUCGUAGCCCAACUUCCUCAAUUCCAUCAACCCCUAGAAGAGGAGCACCAGCAUCCACACCUUUGGACUUUAACACAGAUAACGACGCAGAACAUCAAAAAGAAGAUAACAAGAAACAGCUUUCUGAGCAAGAAUUGAAGAUUAAGACAAGAAAAGAGAUUGUAGCCCUUGGUGUUCAACUUGGAAAGACGAACAUUGCUGCUUGGGCAAGUAAAUAUGAUACGGAAAAGAAUGCUCCUUCAGUUGAACACAUUGAUGCGGAGGAACAGAUUAAAAUCGAAUAUGAAAAUCGUGCAGCUGCAUGGGAAGAAGCCGAAAAAACAAAACACACAGCCAGAUAUAAGCGUGAAGAGAUCAAAAUUCAAGCAUGGGAGAGUCAACAGAAAGCAAGAAUAGAAGCGGAGAUAAGGAGAAUAGAGGCCCAAGCUGAACAUAUUAGAUCCCAUGGUCAAGAGAAGAUGAUGAAAAAGAUUGCAAUUGCAAGGCAGCGAUCGGAAGGGAAAAGGGCUGCUGCGGAAGCCAGAAGGAACAGGCAAGCGGCAAGAACUGCUGCACAAGCAGAUUAUAUCCGCCAAACAGGCCGCAUUCCACCUUCCCACUUCAUCUGUUGCACUUGGGCAUCAUAAAAAUUUUAGAAUGGCCAAGGAAAUCAUCUCUUGUACAAGCACCAAGUCAUAAACUGUCUUUCCUACACUUCUUUGGGCACAUAACAUGUUAUGUCAACCCUUUCCAACUUUGGUGAGGGUUCUCAUUGUGUAAUCUGUAAACUUGAAAAGUGAUUAGUAUGGUUUUUGUAGUCAUGGUUAUAAGUAA
Molecule: messenger RNA, 1934 nt
Organism: Macadamia integrifolia
Lineage: Eukaryota; Viridiplantae; Streptophyta; Magnoliopsida; Proteales; Proteaceae
Product: remorin 4.1-like
Exons: 7
Coding region: 131-1747 (538 amino acids)
Source: RefSeq, a predicted model, not a curated record